GGCUCCCUUUGUUUGCUGAAAAGGAGAGGAUAAGACAGAUAAGAGCCUGAUAAAGCUUGCUAGUGUAAAAGGAACAUUUCCUAUAAUGAUGGCUUUGAGAAUUCCUGACAUAUUUGAACAGAAGACAGAGGAACAACUCUCCCUCCUUAAUCACCAUGGAUCUAAUUGCAACCCCCAACGUUGAUGGGCCAUCAUGUUGCCACUAGAAUUUGAAGAACUCAGAGAAGCCAAAUUCAUCUAAUGUUUUUGAUGAGGGUUAUGUCACUGUGGAACAACUUUGAGAAAGUCUUCGGUAGUGGAACCAAACUUGUUGUCACAGAUAAAAUCUUUAAUGCAGACAUUUACCCCAAGCCCACGAUUUUUCUUCCUUCAGUUGCUGAAACAAAUCUCCAUAAUGCUGGGACAUAUCUUUGUCUUCUGGAGAACUUUUUCCCUGAUGUUAUUAAGGUAUAUUGGAAAGAAAAUGGAGGUUAUAGGAUUCUGGAAUCCCAUCAGGGAAAUACCAUGAAGACUAAGGACACAUACAUGAAGAUGAGCUGGCUAACCGUGACUGGAGAGUCAAUGGAUAAAGAGCACAAGUGUAUUGUCAAACACGAGAAUAAUAAAAGAGGAGUUGAUCAAGAGAUUCUCUUUCCUGCAAUAAGGAAAGUUGUCACCACUAUGAAUCCCAGAGAAGCCGAUUUGAAAGUUACAAAUGCUGUCACCACUAUUAAUGCCAGAAAAGCUGAUCUGAAAUGUGAAAGUGUUGUCAAUACUACUGAAUCUGAAGCUUAUUUAAAAGAUGCACUAAAGCUGCAGCUCACAAACACCUCUGUCUACUGGACCUACCUCCUCUUACUCCUCAAGAGUGUGGUCUACUUGGCCUUCGUCACCUUCAGUCUGCUAAGAAAAACAGCUGUCGGUAGAAAUGGGAAGAGUACCUAACAAAUGGUGGCACAACGGAGUUGUGUUGUGUUCUUGGUUUAUUGUCCUGAAGAGUGUCUGCUGAGAACCUGGCUAGGUUUGCUUGCUGGGUUACAGCUCCUUGGGUUCUCACCUGUAUAAUUCUGUCACUAUUGCAGUAAGGGUUUCUCUAACCAGUGGGCAAAUGGAGCAUCUUCACUCUGUAACAAUGAGUAGCACUUAGUGGUACCUAGUCCCUGUGUUUCUAGUCCCUAUCAGCCCCUCCAGCCAGCCCAAUCAUCUCAACCUUCGUGGGGCCAAUGGACAGCUUCUAGACACAUCCCUUAGUGCCCUUUAACCAGAGACCACCUUAAAGCCUUCCAUUCCACACAUCCUGAAAUUGCCUUCUUUGCUACUUGAAUUCUGUUCUUUAUUUUUCAUAAUAAACACAACAGUCUACUUUGG
Messenger RNA from Marmota flaviventris (yellow-bellied marmot), 1347 nucleotides. The record is from RefSeq and is a predicted model, not a curated record. Lineage: Eukaryota; Metazoa; Chordata; Mammalia; Rodentia; Sciuridae.